Messenger RNA from Symbiodinium necroappetens, 330 nucleotides. Lineage: Eukaryota; Dinophyceae; Suessiales; Symbiodiniaceae. The record is from the annotation of a GenBank genome assembly.
AUGGCUCUAGUGGCUUUUGUACGCGGCUUUACGCUGGCUCCACUUGGCCGCAUGGGAUCGCGAUGCCCUGAGCCUCAGGAUUUUUGCUGGCGCUGGCCUGGCUGUUCGUCGCGACUUAAACAGUCCGAGGCCUUGCUGUUGCUUAUCUUCGGAGGCGAGCGUGUCCAUGUGGCCCCGGCCACCAAGAGCUUCACCGCAGCUCACAUGCACGUGACAUGCCCGCGGCCCAUGGGGAUAUGUUGCGGCUCCGGCCAUCUGUGCAUGCCGGCACCGGCACUUGUCAUUUCGAACCCGAGCGAGGAUAGCGCCUUUGCUGCAAAAUUUGCCUGA